Gymnogyps californianus (California condor) is the source of this 1502-nucleotide messenger RNA. RefSeq names its product early growth response 2 (gene EGR2). The transcript is spliced from 2 exons. Bases 85 to 1485 code for a protein of 466 amino acids. Gene Ontology annotation, biological process: regulation of transcription by RNA polymerase II. Gene Ontology annotation, molecular function: RNA polymerase II cis-regulatory region sequence-specific DNA binding; DNA-binding transcription factor activity, RNA polymerase II-specific. NCBI's taxonomy places the organism in Eukaryota, Metazoa, Chordata, Aves, Accipitriformes, Cathartidae. The record is from RefSeq and is a predicted model, not a curated record.
CGCCCCCUCCUCUCUCUCCCCUCCCCGCCCCGAGCGCGCACCGCCGGCCGGGAGCGCCGCUCCCCCGGCCGCCCCGCCGCCCCCAUGAUGACCGCCAAGGCGGUGGACAAGAUCCCGGUGACCCUCGGCGGGUUUGUGCACCAGCUCCCCGAGGGCAUUUACCCCGCGGAUGACAUCUCCGCCGCGCUGCCAACUUCGGUCGCGAUCUUCCCCAAUGCCGACCUGGCGGGGCCGUUUGACCAGAUGAGCGGUGUGGCAGGAGACGGCAUGAUCAACGUGGACAUGGGCGACAAGCGGGCCCUGGACCUGCCCUACGGCGGCGGCUUCGCGCCCAACGCCCCGGCCUCCCGCAACCAGACCUUCACCUACAUGGGCAAAUUCUCCAUCGACCCGCAGUACCCCGGCGCCGGCUGCUACCCCGAGGGCAUCAUCAACAUCGUGAGCGCGGGGAUCCUGCAGGGGGUCAGCACGCCCUCCUCCGCCGCCGCCGCCUCCUCCGCCGCCUCCUCCGCCUCCUCCGCCUCCUCCUCGGCCACCGCCGCCUCCGCCGCCUCCCCCAACCCGCUGGCCGGGGCCCUCGGCUGCACCAUGGCGCAGGGCCAGCCGGCCGACCUGGAGCACCUCUACUCUCCGCCGCCGCCGCCCUACUCGGGCUGCGGCGACCUGUACCCGCAGGACCCCUCCUCGGCCUUCCUGCCCGCCGCCGGCGGCGGGGCGCUGCCGUUCCCCCCGCCGCCCUCCUACCCCUCCCCGAAGGCGGCGGCGGCCGACGGCGGGCUCUUCACCAUGAUCCCCGAGUACGGCGGCUUCUUCCCGCCGCCCCAGUGCCAGCGGGAGCUGCACGCCGUCCCCGACCGCAAGCCCUUCCCCUGCCCCCUCGACUCGCUCCGCGUCCCGCCGCCCCUCACGCCGCUCUCCACCAUCCGCAACUUCACCAUGGGGGCGCCCCCGGCGGGCGCCGCCCCCGGCAGCGCUCCCGGCGGCGGCGGCGGCGGCGGGGGCGAGGGCGCGGGCGCCCGGCUGCCCGCCGGCGCCUACAGCCCGCACCACCUGCCGCUGCGGCCCAUCCUGCGGCCCCGCAAGUACCCCAACCGGCCCAGCAAGACGCCGGUCCACGAGCGGCCCUACCCCUGCCCCGCCGAGGGCUGCGACCGCCGCUUCUCCCGCUCCGACGAGCUCACCCGCCACAUCCGCAUCCACACGGGCCACAAGCCCUUCCAGUGCCGCAUCUGCAUGCGGAACUUCAGCCGCAGCGACCACCUCACCACCCACAUCCGCACGCACACCGGCGAGAAGCCCUUCGCCUGCGACUUCUGCGGCAGGAAGUUCGCCCGCUCCGACGAGAGGAAGCGGCACACCAAGAUCCACCUGCGCCAGAAGGAGCGGAAAGGAGCCGCCGCCGCCGCCGGCGGGUGCCCGCAGCCCGGCGGCGGGAGCGGCGCCGCCGCCCUGGCCCCCUGCGCGGCGCGGACGCGGACGCCCUGACGGCGCGGGGCGCGCAG